AGAGCGAGGCUGGGCGUGCGGCGUCACGGCGACGGCCCCAAGCCGCGCCCCGGCACAGCAGCGAGAGGCAGCGGGCGGAGCGCAGCGGGCUCGGCCGGCGAGGCGACGGCGGCGGCGGGGAGUGGAGGCGCUGUCCGGUAGGAACGAGGGCGCUGGCCGGGCCCACGGGGGGUGGCGGUCGAAGGGUAAGGGAAGAGGGGGGCGUGAGGCGGGGAGCGGCGCGCUGCGAGGGAAGGGGCAGGAGCCUAGGAACAUGGCGGAGGAGGAGCCGCCGCCGCCGCCCGGCCUGAGGCGCGGGGCAGUGCGGGGCCCGGCCCUGUCGCCGCUACCCGCCGCAGAAGUUGGAGCGGAAGCGGAAAGUUGUAACCCCGCGGCUCGGGGCCGCUGGGGAGGGAAGGAAGAGAAGAGAGAGGAGGGAGGGGCGGGUGCCGCCCGGCCGGAGACGGGUCCGCGCUGCCGCCGCCGCCGUUGUCAGCGGGAAGUCCGAGCCGGGCCCCACCUAGUCCGGCCGCCCGCCGCCGCUUCCGGCCGCUGUGCCCGGGGGGGGGGUCCGCCCGGCGGCGGGGGGUGCGGCUGCAGCGCCCGGCCCUGCGCGGAGCGGCGCCGCCGGCGGUCAGCGGGUCCUGCCCCGCGGAACAACAGAAAGCCCGAGGGGUGGCGGGGAUUCGCGGAGCCCGAGGCCGGAAGGGACAGCGGUGUUCCUCGUCACGUCUGAACUCCGGCGGCGAAGCAAAUGGAAGAGCUCGAGGGAUGCUUCCUGCACCAAGCCAGCGGAACGCACACCCCCCACCCCCACGCCCCUCCUCCCCCCCCCCCCCCCCAUAAAAAAAAAUAUAUAUAUAUAUCCUCCCAUCGAAAUAUAUAUCCAGUAGAAGCGAAAGCAAAGUUUUCAGAGGGAUGAAAUGAAAUUGGAGUGUUUUGCUCUGGCCUCGGAUAACAAAAAGAGGAUAUAGCGCAGCGAGGCUCCUGCAGAAGCCAUCGGCGUGCUCUUUGCUCUUACUGCCCUUCUGUCUGCAGGUUGUGCUGCUCAAAGAGGGGAAAAAAGUCAUCCUUGGGGUGUGACAGCGAGGUGGUGCGAUUCCAAUAAAGAGGAUAUUUCAGAGACGCUCAGCUUGAAAAUUGCAGUUUCUGUGUGUGUUCCUGCAUUUAGAUGUUUUCAUUAGUGGGACUUGUUAUUUCCAGCACAUAGCAGCUAUAUUUUAUCCUAAUAGGAAGUACGUAGACGGAGAAUGACAACGACUUUUCAGUGCUCGUUUGUGGCAAAAUGUGCAUUGAAAUCACUUAUAGAAAAGAAAAGAAAUGUUCUUUUUUCUCCCUAAUAAAUUAUAAUUAAAAGGCAAAGGAGCAAUCACCUCAUCUUACGUUAGUAAUCAUUCGAAGGUAAAUUUAUUUCCCUUUUGAAAGUGCUGCUUUUCUUCUCUACAGAAAACUUGAAAGAUCAGCCCAGCGAUCUGCUUUUGGCCUUCUCUCUGUGCUAAAAUCUCAGGCUUUUGGAAAACAAAACUUAAUUUCUGGAACGCUCAAGAGGUUUCGCUUUAUUCAUUACUUUUUUUUUUCCUCCCAUCUCGCUCAAAGUCUGUGCUGCAGACUUCACUCUAGCUAAAAAAUGGGCUGUGUGUGUAGUGAAGGCUGCCUGGGUUGCUCACAUCAAAGGCUUUGCAAAUAAACUUCCUAAAUAAUUACGUGCGAUGUUCUUUCCCUGUUACCUGUGCGUUUCAGAGAUGUUCUGUGUAGUGGUAUGAGCUGCUUCAAGUUUAGCUUGCAACUAUAAUGUAAAGCUUUGUGAUUAUCUGAGUUCCGAGUUGCUCCAUGUUCUAUAAAGGUCACGUAAUCUAUUUUAUUAUUUUUGUGAGUUUUCUUUGUUUUUUUUUUUUCUUUUCAGCAAAGCUGAUCAUACUCGAAGCACCUGUCUGCCUGGGGGUGGUGUGAUCUGCAAAACAGAGUUGAAAGACUAUAAGCUUAAAAACAGAACUCGUAUAUGAAAAAGACAAAUGGUCUUUUGUACUGUUUGUAAUUGGGCGUCUUGCUUCUGUUACUAUAUACCCUCCCCAGAUUAAUUUUCUGAGCUGUAUUACAAUUCUGUGAUUUUUUGUUCUCAAGCUCUUGUGCAGGGCAGUUCAUCAAAAAUAAAUCUCAGGCGAGCCAUGACAGCUUUCUUUGUGCUGUGCUAGUUUUGCAGAGUGAAACUGACUGACUUUUUAAUUGAGCGCCUUUCUGGAACAGAGGCGAGCAGAUGGGAAUCUAGGUGAGAGCCUACAAAAGGAAGAAGAAAUUCCUGAGGAAGGAAGUGUGCUGAAGAUGACUUGGCUUGUGAUCUAGCAGUCAGUAAGUGUGGGAGCUAAAAUAGGCGGCUGUCCACCUAUCAUCUGGAACAUGAGAAGUGCAGGAGUCACAGAAGUACUUGGGUGCUCAGCCUUAACUGCUGUAGUGCGAACCCUGUCGUCAUAGAGUGCUGCUAGCUGCUCAGAGAGGUGCUCCUGGGGCAAGGAUGCCAUAUAGGUAAAAGCACUCCUCCUGGGGUGUAUGGUAAGAGGGGUGAGUGGGUGCUCUGUGAAUUGCCCAGUAAUGCCGAGGUGACCUUCAGAUACCUUACUGGCUUCUGAGAGCGCUUUAAUUCUCCAGGGUACAUUCUGCAAUUUCUCUCAAGCUUUUGUGAGUUUUAAUCAAAAUUGCUUUUUCAGUAAACAGAAUGCUAAGUAUACCCCGUGCAACGAAAGUUUAUAUUUAGCUUGUGGUUGGAAGCGGUGCCACUCUUCUGCCUCAGAACAAGUGCCAAAGCAGACUGAAGUAGUCCGUGUAUUAUCGGUGUGUUGAGUCCCUGCUGAGCUGGGGCAGGUUUCUGCUGUGCUUUGUUGCAUCUAGGUCAGGUGGAGGGAUUUUUUAGUCAGCCUCCUCCUUUGAAGAGAUUGAGAGAGUAUCUACAGAAGCUACACAGUCCCAUUUGAAGGCAGACUUUGUUGACUGCUCAUACGUGGUUGAGAUGGUCUGUUUCCAUUCUUUUUAUGUAAAGCAGGGAAAAGGGAAGGUCUUUUUUUUUUUUGAGUGCUUUGUAAGUGACAGCUCUCAAAACUGUUCAGUGAUUGAGUGCAGAAGAGCUGGAGUAUCUCACUGGAUGUGUCUCAUGUAUCACUUUUGUCUCAGGGCCUGUCAAACAUAAGAAAACUGAGGGGGGGAUAGGCAUAGUAAAAAUUAUGUUAUUAAAAGUCUGUGAUACUUUGCUUGCUGUAGGCAAGCAGAGUUGGGAGCAAGUCAGAGGCUUUGGUGGCACAAGUCAUUUCUUGAUGGAACAGCUGAAUGAGGCUGCCUUAAGUAGUGGCAGCGAGCACUGGCCUGGAGCCCACAUCUUCCUUGCUUUAGAAUACCCAGAGAACACUGGGUAACUCAAAGGCCUUUUUCUCUUUUUUUUUUUUUCUUUUUUAAACUGUGUGCACCUCUUUGUGAAUGUGGUUGUGAACUUUUGACAUUCUGCAUGGUCUUCUGGCGACACGGAAGGGGAAGAAGGCUGUAAGCACCAGGUUGGCAAUCUGCCUCUCAGGCAACUUUUGAAAUACAAAAUGAUUUGGGGGCCCUGUAGCUAUUCAGAACGCUCUCUUUCCAUAGGCAGUGGUUUUUAGCAGUAGUUUUCAUUGCUGAAGCAGCAGAGUGGAGGUACUGCAGGGCCUACAGAAAAGUGUAUAGUGGAGUUAAAGGAACUUUCUUAGUGUUGAACCAGGAAGAAGAGGUGCUUGGCAGUAUCUGCUGUAUUGUUCCAUUCAGCUUUCUAGUUAUUAAUCUAAGGAGUUCGUGUCGUUUGAAGUAAGUCCCUGCUAUGCAGCUAUGAAAAGACUGCCAAUUAAGUACACAUGGUUAGUUCAUUCUUGGCCAAGCAAGGAAGGCCGGAGCAUAGUGCAGAAGUGGGAAAGCCCAUCCUUUCUGAUGAACCCUUGCGGUACUGUACAGAGAAACAGCAUCUCGUGUUUCUCUGCAGACUGAGAUUGUCUUUAGGGAUCACUGGGUAUCAUUCCUGCAGCUGUUACAACACAGAAAGGUGUUCCACACCUUAAUUAUUUGACCAGUCCUUCUGCAAAAAGGAUAUUGCGUGCCAGCGUUGAUAAUUCAUGAAAUACCUUUCAAUGUAACCCUAAUCUUAGAGCCAUAUGAAACUUUAUAUCACUAAUUUUCUGGACAAUAUUGAGGAACUGGAACAGGGGAACAGUUUAUUUUCAUAACUAAGGAGAAACCUUCAAGCAAGCAUCUGUAAUUACAAUUUCUGUUUUCUCAUGGAAGCUCUGAAGAAAAUGUGUUCUUUGCAUCAACAUUUGUAGACGCUGUGAACAUAACUUUAGUUGCUUUAACCAUAAGCUUUUAUUAAUCUUUGUUUUCGGCAGGUAGUCUGGAAUUAAAGGUAGAGAUGUAGUUGAAUAACACUGUUUUCUCUAGCGUGGCUUUCCUCAUAACUUUAUAUGAAAUUAGUUGGUCAAAACUUUUUUCUUAAAUGGAUGUGCUCUCUGUUGCCCAAAUAGUGUAUGUUGGCCAGCCUUCUCUCUGCUUAAUCCAUCCUAACUUCCAAAUGCAGAUAGUCUCUGCAGGUGUUCCUUUUUGUUGCUCUGUAUUAAUGUCUUAGCUUUUCAGGUUGGUUUUUUUUUUCCACUCAGUCAUCUUCUGCAACCUCAUUACUUGCGCCGUAGCAUUUCCCAUGCCUGCAAUGAAGGGGAAUUUCUCAAAGCAGUCUUCAUAUAUCAAGAAGAAACAAGGGGUGUGACCAUAUCUGUCUGGAAGAUGAGUAGCAGAUGUGUUUGUUAUUAGCUUGGAGCUUGAGAGGGAGCGUACAGGAGGGAGAAGUAGGACCAGAACAAUGCUAGGUGCAGUACUUAAGUGCUACUGAAUUCAGUGUUCAGUAGAUGCAGGAUCAGACCGGCUACAACCUUUUUUUAUAAAGACAUUGUGUGCCAUCGUAUUUUUACUUAAGAUGAAGCUGAUGUGCUGUCUGCUAUUUGAGCUGCCUCAGAACCUGGACAAUACUGGUAGCUACAUCGUAUGGUCGUGCACUUCUUGCUUGCAGUUAAACUUCUGUAAUGCCUGGUCUAAUACUUUCCCCAAAAGUGAUUCAUGGGAAAGCUAGUGGAAAGUUGCAACAUAUCUUGUUUUGAUGCUUUUUCUUAAUGUUGAGAAGGGCAAACCUGAAUGUAGAAUGGAAGCAAUCCAGUAAGUGGAAGUUACUUAAGAAUUUUACUUUCCACAAUACAGUAUUUAGGACAGGAUUUAUUUGUUUACAAGGUGACAUAGUUGGGACUGAGCUGCAUGCCUGUGUGUCUAGGUUACAUGGUUAAGUGCAAGGGCUGCCCAGUGACAUACUGGACAGGAAUCUCUUGCUUAUUAAUCUUAGGACCAUUAAAUAGGUAAUGUGAAUCGUUAAGACAUUUUAAGAUGCAGUCAGUAACCCUCCUCUGAUCUUUCGUUAUGAAACUGCUUACAACAUAACGUUCCAAAAGCUUCAUGUCCUUAAAAAAGAUGACCCAUAAAACACAGCCUGCCUAGUUUCUCGUGAUUGCUUACUGCAUGCAAUAUUGUAGAAGGAUUUUGUUAGGGUCGGAGAUGUAUAUAAAUUAAUAUGGCUUAUGAUAUCUUGAUUCUUAUGCCUCUGCAAUUGUAUUUAAAUAGUGUGUAUCUACACCAUUCUAGCUUUCUGUCACCCUUCUGACUUGUUUAAAAUGGAGAAUUAUUGGUGGACAUGAUGUUCUUAUCCUGGUGAGGGAAUGGUCUGUCUGUUUAUGCUUGUUAUUCUAUUGGUGCAAGUGUAUGGAAAGCGCUAUGUGCUUUUGUGGAUUUUAGGAUGAGCAGCAUCAAAAACUUGAGAUCUCUGCUAGUUUGAAUUUGUCUUGAUAGUUCUUGCCCGUAUUAUACCAAUCCGUGAAUGAACUUCCAAAAUAGUUUAACAUGAGCAUUAUUCAUGGAAUAUAAGCACACAAUGUGAGCUGCCUUGUGUUCUUAGUGUGCUGUGAAAUGCUUUGCUAAAAAUCCAACUUCUGCUGACUUCAGUUACUUGAGAAUACAAUGUACUUCUAGAAAUUGAUGCCAAAUUGUCAUCUUAACACUUGGUAGAAUAUGAGAAGCUGUGCAGACAUCCUGCGGCAUCUAGUAGGAGCGCUGGAAGAGGCAAGAAUAGCUGGUUAGUCAUGCUGGAGAAUCACUCUUCUGCCCUUCUUGUAAAGCUUUUUUGACUUAUACUGCAGGUUAGGUGGCAUCUUGCCAAAGAAGAGGCAAGGGGCGUCCUGUUAGUUGACCUCCAUCAUUCAAGGUGUUGAAGAAGUUUGUAGCCCAGCAGUGGGAAGCUUGUAAUCCCCCAAUAAAUCCGGGCAUUUGUAACUUCAAUUUUUUUUUUUACUAGGUCCUUGAUCUUCAAAUGCUCUUAGUUUUGAUGUAGAAAUUUCUACUUGCUUUUUAAAUAUACAAAUGUGGGAAUUGAGCAUUUCUGAAUCUUUGUUUUUAUAGAACCAUAGAAGGACCACAAAGAUCAUCUAGUUUUAACCCCCCUGCUAUGGGCAGGGUCACCAACCACGAGACCAGGCUGCCCAGGGGCCACAUACAACCUGGAAUUGUUGUUUUUGUUCAUUGCGUGCUCUUUCAGUUCAUCUUUUCACCUUCCUUGUAUUUGAGCAUAUCCAUUGCUUUUUUUAUGAUCCUCUUUCCUUUUCUCAUCUCCCUAUGCUUUUUGUUUCAGGAAAUGACCUGAGCUGUGUUGGGGUUGUGCCAGAGAUCUUGUGUAGAAAACAUGUGUAACAGCUGAAGUUCUGCAAAAACGGAGUGACUGAAGGCAGUUUCAAAGUGAAACGCUUUAGGCCGCUGUAUGUGGUAGCGUUUGGCAUCUUUGCUUUUCAUUAGUUUCUUAAGACUCGGGCAAGAAAUGCUGUAACUAUGAGAGUAGGAAUUAGAGUGAAUAAAUAGAAUAUUACAUGUGAAAAACAAUAAGUAGGUUGUACAGUUUUAUUCCUGACGAAGAUAUGAAGCUCCUGAAGCUGCCUUUUCCUUUUCUGUUAGGAAUGUGAGCUCUGUCCAGAGAGUUAACGUGCAUGUCAUGUUGAUUCUUCAGUAAUUUGCCCUCGCUUAGGUACAGCAGCUAAUACUUUGAACCAAGUACAGUCUUGCUCGCUAGAAAUACAUCCUGCUCUUAGCCGGAGGCGAGAUCAUGAGAUGCAGUUUACAAUUCUUUUCAAAUUUGUCAAGUUUAAACUAUUUGUAAUUUCAGCUAAUGUAAUUCUGCCUUGGUUAGCCUUGCUGUGAAGUACGUUUGUAAAAUGAAAUUCUUUGGUGGACUUUUCAUAAAGGAAAGCCAAAGUCUCUUUUCCGAGCUGAAUGCCCGGUUGGCUAUGACUAAGGGUUGAAGCUGCGGGACCAUUCACAGCCUUAUCUCCAGACAGUUGAAGUCAUAGAUCUUGAGAACCAGAGAGGAUGCAUUGGGUGUAUUGGGAACACCCUGAGCGAUGUGGAAAUAUGAGUGUGUGGUUUCACGGAGGAUAAACUUGCUUCACUGGAACACUCAGGGUAGACUGAGAAGUUGUUCUUCCACCCAGGCUUUUCCCAAAAGAUAGGUUGUUUUGUGAUGCAUAUCUUUAAUUUGCUGGGAGUGAAACUGUUUCAAUAAAAGGUUUAUAAUGUAGCAGAAAUAUUGCUCAAAUAGCAUGGCGACUGUCAUAGUAUGUCCAGUAGAUGAUACUUAGAUGACCAGACAUGCAGGUUUGUAUCUAGAAAGAUGUUCCUAUCCAAACCUCUGGAGCAGAUUUAAAUUUCCAGUAUGCUUUGGACAUCUUUUGCUACCCUGUGAAAGUGUGGGCUUUAUUUAACUCAGCAGCAAAGCAAAUCUUAAGUACUACAGGUUUCUCCAGUAAGUGAAAAGCUUUGAAGGUGCAGAGGAACUGUAACUGUGGUCUAAACAAGAGCUAGGCUCCUCUUAAGGAGAUUCAAAUAGACUCUUGUGGAGACUUGAUUAAACAAAUGCAGCCCUUACUAAUUUGGUAACUCACUAAGGAUCUACUCCAUGUAAUAGUGGUGUGGGGAUGAGUGUGAUUCAAAUUCAUUUGGCUAACAUUAUUCAGCUUUGUGUGUAGGUGUCAUUCUGUCUUGAAGCUCAGGCUUCCAAACAUGAAUUGCUUACCUUUGGGCUUCUGCUUGUAACUGUCUGAUGUUUUUUCCCCUCUCUUGGAAAUUUCUGAUCCGUUAAAUGAGAUUUUUGGAGGACUGUCUGGAGAUGCAUCAGCUGCUCACAGAGCAGAUGCAGAACUACAGCCUGGCAUGUGAAGAUAAGCCACCCUUUAUUUCACUGAUUUUUAAAAUACCCUUCUAUGAAGAUUGCAACAACUUAGCAGUUGCCUCCAGAGCAAUUCAAGUUGUCUGUACAGCAUCUGUAGGUGAGCAAGGAUGGUGGGGGUAAACUUAGGCAGUUGUCUUCUUCCAGUUAGGGUAUGUUUGAUAGGUUGAUGCCUCCCUGUGUCCCCUCCUCAGGAGCUGCAGAGAGCGGCGAGGUCGCCUCUCGGCCUCCUUUCCUCCACGCUGGGCAGCCCGGUGCCCUCAGCUUCUCCUCACAGGACAUGUCUCCUGCCCAAGUUUCAACCACUUCCUUUAAGUGUUUCAUUCUUGCACAAACUCACCUUCAUUAGUGGAUUUGGCUAAAAAGUUAACUGUGAAGAUAAGCAGUUAAGAUGCCUCCAUUAUUGCAGAAGUAGAACCACUGUGUGGCGGAAGGCAGUAGCUAUUGCUGGAUGUUGAUAUGUUUUCUUUAUUCUUUUUUUCCUACCCCUUCCCUCCACCCGCCAGCCUCAAGACAAGAGUCACAAGCUUCAAAAAGAGGAACUGCUUAGGGGAUUCAGUAUAACUUGAGUAACUGAGAGAGAUGCUUGCUCAUAUUCAAAUACUGUAUUUCUAUUAAGGACGCGUUGAUGGACAGUUCUAAAUGGACAUGAGUUACAAUUACUUGAGACUUCUUUGGUAUGGUUCAUUUAUCAUAGAAGAACUAAUUUUGUUCCUGUUAAUGAUUGCUAGUACCUAAUAUUCUUAAUUUACAUAGGAUUAGUGUCCUUUCAAUAGCUGAAACUUUUAAUCAUAAUUAAAAUGAUGCCCAAGAAUUGGAAGACUUCUUGGGCUACUAACCUGGUUUGUGAUAGAGUGACUGUAAAUCAUGCAGCAGAGAUGGGGCACUGUAAAUCAUGCAACUUGUCAUAAAUUGUAUUUUGAAAUGCAUGAUUUUUCCAGGAUCUUAUGACAUUGUUAGCUUCUCAGGGGAUUAUGACAUUUUCAGGUGAUUAUUGAAGAUUUUUACGUAAAGGAACUACACCAGCCAGUCUUAAGAAGCUAGUAACAAAAUAGUGUAAUUAAGAAGAAAAUCUGUGUAUAGAAUCAUAGAAUGGCUUGGAUUGGAAGGGACCUUUCAGAUCCUCUAGUUCGAGCCCCCUGCUGUAGGCACAGGCACCUCCCUCUGGACCAGGCUACUCAAAGGCCCACCCAGCCUGGCCUUGAACGCUUCCAGGGAGAGGGCAUCCACAACCUUGCUGGGCAACCUGUUCCAGUGUCUCACCAUCCUCACAGUGAAGACUUUCUUCCUAAUAUCUAGUCUAAACCUACACUCUUCCAGUUUAAAGUCAUUUUCUCUUGUCCCGUUGCUACAUGCCUUUAUAAAAAGCCCCCCCCCCAGCUUUCCUGUAGGCCCCCUUCAGGUACAGGAAGGCCACUGUAAGGUCCCUCUGGAGCCUUCUCCUCUACAGACUGAAGAGCUCCAGCUCUCAGCCUGUCCCUUUAGAGGAGGUGCUCCAGCCCUCUGAUCAUCUUUCUGGACCUGCUCCAACAGCUCCGUGUCCUUAUUGUGUUGGCGGCCCCAGAACUGGACACAGUACUCCAGGAGGGGUCUCAUCAGAUCUGUGUCCAGAUGAUGUAGCAGUAAUGUAAACAAAUCGGAUUAAACCCAAUGUCUAAUACUGAAGAUACUGCAGGUAGUCAUACCUUGGUCUAUGAGAAUGCUAUCUCAGGCUUUGCCCCACGUGUAUUUGAUAUGUGGAUUAUAGAGAAAAAUCAACAGUAGGGACAAAGAUUGAGGAAGUAUUGGAAUUGUGGCCGGACUGUGCAUUUCCUUAUGUUUAAAGUUGAGAAGGCCUUGAAAGUUCAGCAGCCAGUGUCACAGAGUAGAGCUGGCAUUGCCACAUGUAACAUGAGCACCACAUGGAAUUGGAGGGCAGGUCUGUUUCUGGGACAGAAGUGAAGCUGCCUUUUUCCAAAGCUGAGUCUCUUAAGCCAACUUGACAGGUUUGUUUUGUUGGUUUUUUUUUAAGUAAUUUCCAACUGCAGAGAUGCUUUUUUUUAAUAAGGGAAGUUAUCUCAGCUCUGAAAGCUUGCACACCUUACUUGUAGUCCUGCUAUUUCAAUCAGCUUUUGUAACUCAAAAGGUAAAAUUUCCUUUAACAGAUACAACAGUUGCAAGGAGAAACAAAUGCUUGUAUGUGCUGUUAAUCAGAAGGAUGCAGUGGGAGGUGCAUCAGGUAUUGAGGGCGAUUUCUCUCUUGCACCAUGCGUGAAUACAAGCUAGUGGUUCUUGGUUCUGGAGGUGUUGGAAAGUCUGCUCUGACUGUACAGUUUGUUCAAGGAAUAUUUGUUGAAAAAUACGAUCCUACGAUAGAAGACUCCUACAGAAAGCAAGUUGAAGUAGAUGCGCAACAGUGUAUGCUUGAAAUCUUAGAUACUGCAGGAACAGAACAGUUUACAGCAAUGAGAGACCUAUACAUGAAAAAUGGACAAGGUUUUGCAUUAGUAUAUUCCAUCACAGCACAGUCUACGUUUAAUGAUUUACAGGAUCUAAGAGAACAGAUUCUUCGAGUCAAAGACACUGAUGAUGUGCCUAUGAUUCUGGUUGGCAAUAAGUGUGACUUGGAAGAUGAAAGAGUUGUGGGAAAGGAACAAGGUCAGAACCUAGCAAGGCAAUGGAAUAAUUGUGCAUUCUUAGAGUCCUCUGCAAAAUCAAAGAUAAAUGUUAAUGAGAUCUUUUAUGACCUUGUGCGACAAAUUAACAGAAAAACUCCAGUGCCUGGAAAAGCACGCAAAAAGUCAUCAUGUCAGCUACUUUAAUACAUAGCUGUACUGUAGCUCUGAGCCAGGUCUGAAGAACUGUUGCCCAAUUCAACAGUGCCAGCAUUCCAACUUUAUUAAACCUACCAACAUCUUAAAUGGACUUUCCUGUGGUGGUACCCUUUAAGAAAUGGAUGAAAGCUACUACAUCAGUUUGCACAUUCUAAUCACUUUCCAGUGUCACGAGAGAUUUUUACUUAUAAAUAUUCUAAGUGUAUGCAACUGGUAAAACCAGAGCCUACAUCCAGUAUUACUGAUAAGAGACAUUGUUCAUCCACCAAUGUUGUACAUGUAUGAAAACUGUGUACUGUAUACUUCAACAAUCCCCACUUUCUAUUGGAGAGUACAAUAAUGUAAAUCCUAAAAGCACCACUAUUUUAGCAUAAUAAAAGAAAGUCCAAAGAGCUCCUAUAUAGACUACUCCAGAUAACUUUGCUUCAUCGGUAUUUGUAGCUUAUUGUAACUUUUUUAAAGAAAUACAGGAUCAUCAUCAUGGUAUUGUACAAAAGCGCUUUGAUUAACACAACAGCUAUAUAGUUUUUUAAUUUUAGGAAAAACCUGUGGAGACAGUGAUCUAGUCUUUAAGAGUCCUUUCAGUAUAACGUCUGACUAAAGACAUGGCCUUUAAUAUCUGUUGGGAAGGAAAUGUCCAGACUUUUCAACCUUUUAUUGUAUGUUUCCUUUUCCUUGUUUACAUAGGGAACAAUGUUUAUAGUUGUGUGUACAGUGGGGGUCUACAACAAGAAGUGUAUAUUUUAAAACGAUUUUUUAAUGAUUUAACAAUUUUUUGUAAAUCAUUUUCGGGCUUCUGCAGCUGUAGAUUCUCACUGUGAAUUCCCUUGCUUGCUCAUGCAUAAGUGUAUUUGCAAUACCAAAUAUACAGGUUUAGUACUUUUGCCUGUUAGUGAUUGUUUUACAUGUGUAACGUUUUGGUUGAGAUGUUAAAUGGUGGAAGAGUACUGUGGAUGUGAAUGUGGGAAGUAAUUUUAAUCAUGUGUAAUUGGUCACAGGGCCUAAGUUGCAGUAAUUAACUUUUUGCUGAUUUAUUUAACAAUGCCUUGUUGCUUUGUAUGCAUUAACGUUUGGGUGUAAAGAUUGUGUGUAUAUCCAACAGGGAGCCACAGUAUUUAAAUUGACCAACCUAAUGUUACAACUGCUUUGAGGUGGCCAAAUGUAAACUAAAAGCCUUAAUUAAAGUGGUGCAAUUUUGUAUGACUUAGCAUCAGUAGUUCAAUAAAUUUGGAUUGCCAUGCAAGGGCUUGCAUUACAGUUAUAUACUACUUGAAUGUUUUGUGUUUUGGUAGAGCUAGUAAAUAUCGAUUCUAGAUCUCUUGCACAGUGCAGACUCGCAUCAUAUGAUGAAGAGAAACACUUAUUGCUUUGUCUUCUGACAAAUACAUGCCACAGAUACUUCUUGUAAUAGCAUCACGUGUACUAGGGCGGAAGAAUUUCUGAGUGAAACUUCAUUCACUGCUUUGGACAUGGAAUAUUUGAAAUGCUAGUAUAAGACUAGCUCCCUUACAGAAAAGUGUGUUCUCAAAAGUAGACCAGCAGUGACUUUUUUUGGGAAACUAAGGAUACGUUGCCUGUUUUCCUUCUUUCCAGGAAGAACUGAUGGUUAGAAUUAAGGGAAAAAAUAUAAAUCUUGGGAGAAAACAUGAUUUUUUUUCUGGAUGAUGAAACCAUAUUCGUUUGGUUUCAGGGAAAUCUGCAGAAGAGCAUUCUUGAAGUAUUAAGUGUAGUUCUGCAGACUUCACAGUCCAACAGCAUUAACAGAUGUAAAGUGGAAUGCAUGGACUAUGGAUGAUCUCCUGAUCUUGGCUGUGCUUUUGAAAACUGUCACACCCAAAUACUUGGUACUCUUUCUUUUUUCCUCUGGCACGGAAUUAUCAGAGCUUGUUCUAAUUCCUUCCAGCAAAAUCAAAUCAGUUUAUCUCAAAACUUCCCAGCCUUAGCUACUUCACUACCCAAAUUGAAUUAAAGAGGCCGUAUGGGCCAUCCUUCUGGUAAUUUUGUCAGUCACCACCAUUUUUUAAUGGAGGUAGUAUAGUCUUUCACUGUGCAGAGCUGGAAUUAAGACUGAAAGUUUCUCCCCUUUGUCAGAACACGUGGCUGAUCCCCGUAAAUGGAUUUUGGUACACUCUGCCUUCUGAUUGGUCCCCAGGGCAGGUUAGGUUCGAGCAGUGGGUGCUUUAGUGAUUUUUGGUUAUUUUUUUCUUUUAAGCUUGAUAGUGAUUAGCUUGUCAAGGAGGAAGGCAUUUCUCUUCCUUUUGCUUCUUUCACUUUCAACAUCUGCUUAUUCAGGUCUUCAGUGCUUUUAUGUCCCAGUUGUCGUUAUCUCUGUUUUUUAAUGUUUCUCUUCUGGGCAGCUGUACAGAUGGCAGUAGGAGGGAAGGAGAGAAAAUCUUCAAUAACGCCAGAGGAAGCCUUUGCUUGGUCUCGGUGUCCAACCAAAAAGUACUGAUUAUAAGGAAUGUCAGGCUUUGUACUGAAAGCUCUGUUCUGAAACAUUCUUUGUUGCUCUGUGGAGUAGUAAACAUACAAUGCCUCAGCGUUAGGAGUAGUCUGUUUUGAUCAAGCCACAGGGAUGUUAAAAUUUCAUAGAAACUCUACACUUUUCCAUUCAAAGAUUCUGCUGAAGAAGCAAAAUACACUUUCACCAACACUUAGAACUCAGGCUAGACUUGCAAAAUCAAUGAAUCUUAACCCAGGUGGCAACUAAAAACCAUUAUUGUUCUCCUUGAAAGCCUUAAAGGGAACGGUGUCCCACUUGUUAAAGGGAAGAUGCCUGGCAAAGUGAUGGACAUGAAGCAUAAGGGGAAAAAGCUUGAAGUUAUUUUCUUCAUAUCUAAGUAAUUACAGUAUAAGAAGCUGUUCUUGCUGAGGAAGUGAACAUCCAGUUCCUCCCGGGAAUUGGAGCUGUAUAAGCAUUUAAUUCUAGAAAAGAAUCCUGUCUGCUGAAGGUUUUUGAGAACUUUUACUUGUCUUCAGGAUACCUGCUUUCUGUGCUACACUUAAAAAGUUCACACUUGAACUACUUGUGUAGAAGCAGAUCACUUCUCUUAAAGCUUUGGAUAAAAGCCUGCGUAAUUCAUUUCAGAAAACUAAUGCAGUAAUUUUCCAAAUUGAGUAUUAAUACAUGUGUAUUACUGCCUGUAAAGUUAGCUUAUGCUUACAGUGCGCACAAAGGUUGACUGCUUUAUUUCCUACCUAUCUGGAAUUGGUGUAUGUCGGUAUUUAAAUGUCUGAGCUUUCUAUGGAAAAAGUAAUGUUUAUGUCCAGAAAUAAUGGAAUUGCACUCUUCCUAUUAGGACUUUUCAGUCUACAUUUAUUUCUUCUAACUUGUUACUAAUGCCCUUCUUCAUUCUCAAAUUAUUCUGUGAAAUGAAUGUCUACUCGCCUAAGUUACGGGAAUAUUUUGAGACUGCAAGAUGUUUUCAGAAGCCCAAAUGAACGCACUGUAAACUCAAACUACUACUGCUCUUCUGCAUAAGAAAAACAUAACUUCUGGAAAAGUGUUGUAGAGAUAGAUGUUAAGUUUGUUUCAUAAUAUGUACUGAUACUGCGAUGCUAGAAGGAGGAGGUGGGAACAGAAUAUUGUUGGAAUUUUGAUUAAAGCUGUGUUUUUCGCCUGUA
Molecule: messenger RNA, 14721 nt
Organism: Gallus gallus (chicken)
Lineage: Eukaryota; Metazoa; Chordata; Aves; Galliformes; Phasianidae
Gene: RAP1B
Product: RAP1B, member of RAS oncogene family
Exons: 8
Coding region: 10531-11085 (184 amino acids)
Biological process (GO): negative regulation of synaptic vesicle exocytosis; Rap protein signal transduction; cellular response to cAMP
Cellular component (GO): plasma membrane
Molecular function (GO): GDP binding; GTPase activity; GTP binding
Source: RefSeq, a predicted model, not a curated record